GACUCCAGGCCGCUCAUUGGCCGUGGGUGCUAUGACGUCGUGGGGAUCGCAGACAGAAACCCCAGCGCCCGGCGGCGAGUGGGAGGUAUUGUCCGUCACCCCGGGCUUUGUUACGUCUUCGCCUACUCACCUGGCCGCGGGCGCGUCCUGGCCGCUGCAGCCCGGAGCGGAGUGCCAGCCGCUGCCGCCGCCGCCGCCGCCGCCGCCAUGGUGUCCCCAGUCACUGUGGUGAGUGCGCGAGCGAGCGAGCCAGUGUCCGGCGCCCACCGGCCUGGGGACUGGGCUGCGGCAGGCCAGGCCGCCGGGGGCCGUGGAAGGGGCAGGGAUCUCGCGGCGGUCGGCGUCCCCGGGAGGGAGGUGGGCGCUGUCAAGCCCCCCCCCCCCCACCGCUCCCCGGACCCGCGGCGCCCCUCCUCCACGCAGCCCCUGCCCGCCCGCCGGAGGGAGGAAAACAGUGGGCAUGUGACUCGGAAGCGUGACUUUGUUGAUGUCUGUGUGUCUGACGCGGGUCGGCGGGCUGGUUGCCGGGAAGAGGUGAAGAGUGAGGGACCCAAGCUGGUGCCCUUCUUCAAGGCCACCUGCGUGUAUUUUGUGCUCUGGCUGCCCUCGUCCAGCCCAUCGUGGGUCAGCGCCCUCAUCAAGUGCCUGCCCAUCUUCUGCCUCUGGCUCUUCCUUCUGGCCCAUGGCCUAGGAUUCCUGCUGACCCACCCCAGUGCCACCCGCAUCUUUGUGGGGCUCGUCUUCUCCGCUCUUGGUGAUGCCUUCCUCAUCUGGCAAGACCAGGGCUACUUUGUGCACGGUCUGCUGAUGUUUGCCGUGACCCACAUGCUCUACGCCUCGGCCUUUGGCAUGCGGCCACUGGCUCUUCGGACGGGUCUGGUGAUGGCAGUGCUGUCGGGCCUGUGCUAUGCUCUUCUCUACCCAGGCCUCUCAGGUGCCUUCACCUACCUGGUGGGGGUCUAUGUGGCCCUUAUCAGUUUCAUGGGCUGGCGGGCUAUGGCAGGACUACGGCUGGUUGGGGCAGCCUGGCGCUGGACUGAGCUGGCAGCAGGCAGUGGUGCACUGCUCUUUAUCAUCUCAGACCUGACCAUCGCCCUCAACAAGUUCUGCUUCCCUGUGCCCUACUCGCGGGCACUCAUCAUGUCCACCUACUAUGCUGCCCAGAUGCUCAUCGCCUUGUCAGCUGUUGAGAGCCGGGAGCCAGUGGAAGACUACAGACUGAGCAAGGCCAAUUGAGAAGCCAGGGUGUGGUUACCCCUCUCUCCUCCUGGGGGAGGGGUCCGGAACCUGCAAGAACUGAGUCAGGAUGGCUGCAGGACUGACCUGGGGCAGUAGAUACCACUUGGGAAAUGUACACAUUUGAAGGGGGGUAAGCAGGAAAAGGAUCUCUCUAGCAAAGUUGGUGUUCCAGAACAAUGCUUACAGUUAAAAAGAGCCAGCCUAAUUCUCCUUGCUGGAGCCAGAAUUAGACAUCUCCCCACCUCUAACCCCAUAGGGGCCGUCAAAGCCCCUCCAGAGGGCAAUGGUGCUCAGCGUCUUGACCUCCCCCCGCUUCUAGAUGGAAGAGUCUGACUCACCCCACUCCCAUUCUUUCUGAUCUGCACAAGAGUCGAGUGAAGAGGGGAGAAACCUGACCUGAGAUGACCCAAACCCAGGGCUUGAAACCUGUUUCACAGGCCCCUAGGUGAGAAGACUGGAUGAGAAUGGAAUCUUCCUUUCCCUCAUCUAUCCUUGUUACUUGAACUAUCUCCGUUUCUAAGUGGUGGGUGGGAAGGUGAAGGGGUGUCUGCCCAGGUAGGGAAGACUGGGGACUUCACUGGCCUAGGAGCUUGGGCUACCAAUGAUUCAAGUUGGCCCCAUCUCUCUCAGAGGCCAGUCCAGAGCUCAGGCCCACCACCACCACCGCCACCUUUAGACCCUAUCCCCAGGGUUAGGGUGAACUAUACCAAAGGAAGGGGCCAGCCUGUAUGUGUGUCUGUGCGUGUGAAUUUCUGUGUGUGUGUGUGUGUGUGUGUGGUCUGUCUCCCAGACUGUCUGGGUCUUUCUGUGCCAUCUGUCUCUGUCCUGCUGUCUAAGUCUUAUAGGGAGAGGGCCUCAGGGAGUUGCUGAGGGGGUGCUGAGCCUGGCUUAGAGAGCUGGGACCCCAUCCCACCACCAUCAGUGCUUUCUUCUCUGCCCCUUCUGCACUGGGAGCAAGAGGAGAGGGCUCCAAUGACAUUCUAGGGUCAUAAGACCUAAGGCACAUUCAAUGCAAAAGGAGCAAGGAUGGGACAACGCCAUCCUUUGCUGUUCAUGUGAAAAAAAUAAAAACCAAGGGCCACUGGC
Panthera uncia (snow leopard) is the source of this 2325-nucleotide messenger RNA. It is a transcript of the gene TMEM86A, whose product is annotated as transmembrane protein 86A. The record is from RefSeq and is a predicted model, not a curated record. NCBI's taxonomy places the organism in Eukaryota, Metazoa, Chordata, Mammalia, Carnivora, Felidae. The transcript is spliced from 3 exons. Bases 208 to 1236 code for a protein of 342 amino acids. Gene Ontology annotation, cellular component: membrane.